ACAAACCAUGCCCUAGCUGUGAAACCUACAGUCUUCUUGCACCAGGGUUCUUCAACAAUGACAGUACACUUGACCUCAUGGUGAGGAUUAACAAAGGGACGUGGCCCAAGUACAACUCCAGUACGAUGAUGAUUCUAGACGGACGGACGGGGCAUGAACUGUGGUCCCUCCCCACCCGCGGGACGACCUUCUCCUCACCCCUGACCCUCCGCACGGCUGACCCGGGGAGGGACGCCUUCCUGUUCUGGGUGUUAGGUCGACAGGGCCCCGCCACCGAGGUGGUACAGCAUCCCGGGGGAGCAGGAUCACAUGUGCGACGCCGUCGCCAUGGUGAUGAUGGGGGUGAUGAAGAAAGCCACGCCCCUUCCUGUGACGCCGCUAACAUGCCGUCCCAGGAACUGUUCCUGGUAGACAGAGACUUCGCACGGACCCCCAUCAGACUUGUAGAGCUCAAGUCCAUCCCGUAUUAUUACAACUACACAGAAGAGGACUAUAGGCGAAAGAAGCAACAAGAGGAAGAGCGCUUUGGGCCUCCCCCCGACUUUGAGGAUGCCCCUACAGAACACGAGGAUGACCUGACGGAGGAGCUGAUCGCGGUGACGGAUGCUGCCGUGGCGGGACGAAGGACGGCCUCCCCAGCCAACACUCAGGACGGACCCGCGGACAGCAGCAGGAGGGAGCGACGAGGAUGGGAGGAUGACAGAAAGUUUCCCGUGUUGUUGUGCACACCUAUGAGUCCGAAUGACAGGACAACAGGUGCCGUGGGUGACGUUGAUGGGGACGGUACAUUAGACUACGUGUACAUCGAGGGCAGCAUUGCCUUUCUGAAGGACCCCGGCGGAUCGCACAUGCGGAUGGAAUAUCGUCUGUCCAUCAACAAAAUCAACCUCAACGUCAGUCUGUCGGAGGCUGAUUACGUCAACAUGCAGACGGGACAAACCAUUUACCGGAACGGGACGCAUGUCGACCUCUUGAGCCGGAAUCCGGCGGGACAUUUCCGUUUUCUACCGUUACAUCAACAGCGGUGGGCGGGGUACAUGGGGCAGCGUGGUGACAGCAAGGUGUAGACGGUUUACCUCCAUAUUUUAUGAAUGUAUCAUUCCGAGAAGGCGGGCGGAAAUUCCUUGGGAUCACUCCACAACUUCAGAGGGUUCAAAAGGGUACGGUUCGGUUGGACUCCACGUAGACACUCUUGAGUUAGACCCUGAGCAACUAUUGCCUAGAGUCUAACUCAUGGGUGUCUGUGAUAGAAUUUCCGUCGGGGCAUGUCGGCCCUGAAGCCGAGGAGCUGCCCUGUGUAGGCCCUGGAAACAGCCUUACGUCCAGGGUAGGCUCUGUGACUUAGUUGGUCUUGAACGUGACUGCAAAAUUGGUGCACGUUGUACGACGCGCUUUGACACAGAAGUUCAAAGAAAAGAUAUUUGGUGUAACGUCAGAAUACUAAGUUUGAGGCAUGUAGUUUGAGACGGUGGUAUACUACUUGGGUAUAACGAAUAAAGGAUAAACAGGUAAUUGUGGCAUGCAAGCAGAUAUGCCUGACCGUAGUCAGAAGUUGAAGAAGAAAACAAGAACAGAAUGCGAAGAGCCUUUUUGAGACUGUAAAUGAUUUUUAUGGAAGGCAGUAUCUGUAAAUAGUUCAAGGCAAUUGUAAAAAUAUUGAUAUUUACACCACUGGAUGUAAUGAGUCGAGUGUAUGAAAAAUGCAGUAUUUAUUUCGUGAGUACAGAAUUGUGCCAAUAGUGCGUUUGGAACGUUGAUAUGGUACUUAACUUCUUUCAAUAUGGGUAAAAUCGUUAAUUGAAACAUACAGUGAGUAUGUAUGAUAAGACCGUUCUUAGAACGUGUAUGUAUACAUUGUGCAAUGAGUAACCUUCAGUCGACCUUGUGCAGUAUACCGUAUAAGAAACAUAAUUUAGCCUCCUUCAUCGGCCUCUCUGGGGGCAUUGGCGUAAGUUGUUGUUUUUGGGGGGGGG
Branchiostoma floridae (Florida lancelet) is the source of this 1973-nucleotide messenger RNA. RefSeq lists its product as uncharacterized. The record is from RefSeq and is a predicted model, not a curated record. NCBI's taxonomy places the organism in Eukaryota, Metazoa, Chordata, Leptocardii, Amphioxiformes, Branchiostomatidae. The transcript is spliced from 6 exons. The coding region runs from base 78 to 1067 and encodes 329 amino acids.